Molecule: messenger RNA, 6277 nt
Organism: Ctenopharyngodon idella (grass carp)
Lineage: Eukaryota; Metazoa; Chordata; Actinopteri; Cypriniformes; Xenocyprididae
Product: cationic amino acid transporter 4-like
Exons: 5
Coding region: 206-2239 (677 amino acids)
Biological process (GO): transmembrane transport; amino acid transport
Cellular component (GO): plasma membrane
Molecular function (GO): amino acid transmembrane transporter activity
Source: RefSeq, a predicted model, not a curated record
AGCGGAAACAGCUCCUGUUCUCUCCUCCACCCUCUGCUCUGUUCAAUGACGCUUCACAACAUCGCUUUCACCGAGCAAGACACGAAUGAAAGAACGAAUCAUUUACAGGUUUGUAGGGCCUGUUUGACUCUGAAAACCAUGGACCAAGUGUGACAUUGGUGUAUUUCCUAUCAUCUCUUUUACCAACUCUUCAUUCUCUAUCAAGAUGGCGUCAUGUGUUUCCGGCUGCUCUUCAAUGAUGAGGUUCUGUCAGAAGCUGAACAGACUAAAGACGUUGGAGGAUGACGUGAUGGCAACAUCACUGAAACGUUGUCUGUCCACAGUUGACCUCGCUCUGCUUGGUGUAGGUGGAAUGGUGGGAUCAGGCCUGUAUGUUCUCACAGGAACUGUUGCUAAAGACACUGCAGGACCAGCUGUCGUAGUGUCGUUCAUCAUAGCAGGAGUAGCGUCUCUCAUGGCUGCGCUGUGCUAUGCUGAGUUUGGCGCCCGUGUACCAAAGACAGGCUCCGCCUACAUGUUUACCUACGUUUCUGUUGGGGAAAUCUGGGCCUUCCUGAUUGGUUGGAAUGUAAUUUUGGAGUAUAUGAUAGGCGGGGCGGCAGUAGCUCGUGCGUGGAGUGGCUAUCUGGACUCUAUUUUCAAUCACCGCAUCCAGAACUUCACUGAAAGUCAUGUUAUGCGUUGGGACGUGCCCUUCCUCACUCAUUACCCAGACCUCUUAGCGGCUUCAAUCCUCCUAGUGGCUUCAUUUUUCAUCUCAUUUGGUGUUCGUGUCUCAUCUUGGCUCAACCACAUCUUUUCGGCCAUCAGUAUGGUAGUCAUUGCCUUUAUCUUGGUGUUUGGCUUCGCAUUGGCUGAUCCAGUCAACUGGAGCGCCCGGGAGGGAGGCUUUGCCCCAUUUGGAUUUUCAGGUAUUAUGGCAGGAACUGCAACAUGCUUCUAUGCCUUUGUUGGCUUUGACGUGAUAGCAGCUUCUAGUGAAGAGGCCAGUAAUCCUCAGAAGGCUGUUCCUGCAGCGACUGCCAUAUCAUUGGGCCUGGCGGCCACAGCGUACGUCCUGGUGUCCACAGUUCUUACAUUGAUGGUUCCAUGGCAUACACUCGACCCAAACUCAGCUCUGUCAGAUGCGUUCUUCAGACGGGGAUAUAGCUGGGCCGGGUUCAUCGUGGCUGUGGGCUCCAUCUGUGCCAUGAACACUGUGUUGCUCAGCAACCUCUUCUCUCUCCCGCGGAUUGUGUAUGCCAUGGCUGAGGAUGGCCUCUUCUUCUCUGUCUUUUCUCGUGUCAACCCUGUAACCAAAGUCCCAGUGAUCGCCAUUCUUGUUUUUGGCAGCCUUAUGGCAUUUCUUGCCCUCAUCUUUGAUCUAGAAGCACUAGUCCAGUUCCUCUCUAUUGGCACUCUGCUUGCUUACACGUUUGUAGCGGCCAGCAUCAUAGUGCUCCGCUUCCAAUCGGAUAAAAGUACUGGGGGAUCUGGAGGAGGUGGAAUCAAGACAGAUGCUUCAUCCACACCUUCACUGAACCAGUCAGGGCAGCAGGUGGACCCAUCUGUGGCAGUGAAUGAGACCCAGACCUUUGCACAGGACAGCGGAGAGCCGAAGGAGUAUGAAUCUUUCUCUGAUAAACUUCAGCUGGUGGAGAGGCAGAAGGCGGUGAAGGAGAGACGUGCUGCUGGAACACUGAAGGCUUGUUGGGAACCGUAUCUUGGCCGCAUACUGGGGGACUGUGAGCCAGGGGAGGUGGUGGCAUUCUCUGUGCUGGCUCUGAUGGUCAGUGCAGUCUCUCUUUGUGCUGUGUUGGUCUUUGGGAAUAAUCAGCUUCAUCUGCCUAUCUGGAGUUUCACCCUGCUGCUGGUCAUCUUCAGUCUGGUCUUCCUGCUCAGUCUGGCUCUCAUCUGGGUCCAUGAACAACAGCCCAAUCACAAGACUUUCCAGGUUCCUCUGGUGCCAUUUGUUCCUGGCUUCAGCAUCCUUCUGAAUGUAUUUCUCAUGUUGAAGUUAAGUCCUCUCACCUGGAUCCGUUUCACUAUAUGGCUCGCAGCAGGUCUUCUGGUGUAUUUCGGGUAUGGCGUCUGGCACAGCAAGGAGGGUUUACGGGAAAAGCAGGGGCAGGAAGUGGCAGCGCGAUAUGUGGUCCUUCCCAGCGGCAGCCUGGUGGAGACAGUCCAGAACGUCCAGCCUGAAGGACACACUCACAACACACACACACCAACCCUCGACAAUCCACCUGCCAGCAGGUGAUCUGAUCAUGCUGAGGUGUGUUUACAGUACACCUGCAUGCCUGCCUGUUCUAUUACUCUUGCUUUCUUUCUCUUAUGUUUCACUUCCCUUUACUACUGCUGUCAUCAUGUCAAGAUAAACCAAACUGUUCAUCAUGGAUUAAAGGAAUGUUUGGGUUUGAUACAAGUAAAGCCCAGCAUUUGUGGCAUAAUGUUUAUUUCCACAAAAAAAUAUUACAACUCAUACCUCUUUUUUUUAAUAUAAAAUGGCAAGGGACUUUAAUGUUUGCGGAUUGGCCCCAUUCACUUCCUUUGUAAGUGUCUCACUGUAACUCAGAUAUUUGCUUAUUUUUAGGAAGGACAAAUGUAAAAACAUUUUUGUAGUAAUCAACAUUAUGCCACAAAGGCUGUGAGAUUAAACUUGUACUGAACAUGAAAUAUUUCUUCUAAAGUCAGUAAGUGAUUGUUUGUAUGCAUUCAACUUCCUUUGUCGGCAUCCUAAACAUAACUGUGGGCCAUUUACUUUCUUUCUUAUGUAACAUAUCCACUGUAAAGCUACUUUUAGCAAUCAUGCUGGCUUGUUUGUAAAUUAUAUAUGAGAGUAAGUGAAGUGCACCAUAAUUCUGUGGCCCAACCGGAUUCAGUAUCUCCAUUGUCUUUUAUGGUGUUUACAUAGAGCCGAGUGGAUCCGCUUUGCUGCUCUUUGAAAGCUGAAACCUUUAAGACAGGCUGCUGUUUAUCAUUCAAACACUGAUGUAAGUUGUUGCUUGAGCAUAUUCCGAGGAAACCUUUUUAUUUGUGUAGUCCAAACACUGAAACACACAGGUAUGAUGGUACAUUAAUUUAUAAUGCAAGAGUCUGUGGCUGUAGUUACUGGCAGAUAACAUAUAUUUUUAUGGUUUCUGCAGACUUGUGGGAAAUACUGACAAUCACUGGUUGUUAGACAGAAUAUAUAGGAUCUUUUUAAAGGUCUAUGAGUGUCUUAGCAAAUGUUGUUAUGGGAUCAUGUGGAUCUACUCAAAUCUAUUUCCCUUCCCACCCCCACACACACUUACUCUGAUGGCCAUAAUUUUAAUUUAACAGAAGCCAUGAACCAUUAAUGGAUCACAUGAAUCUACUCAAACAUUACUAUUUUUACACAUACAUUGUUUUUUGGGUGUCUGGUUCACAAACACACUCCUUAAACACACACUAAUCUCAGUUUUCUCUCUGUUUUGUUUUCCAUCGCUUUUCUGCACCUCAUGAAUAUUUAUUUUUAUAAUACAGUAUAACUGUAUAUUUAUUUAUUUUUCAGUGUAACCUCCAACCAAAAUCAUGUUUUAAUAAUGUUCACUAUUCAUGAUGUUAAAGUGAAUUAAGUUUUUAUGUUUUUCAUAUAUGUUUGUAUGAUAACCUUAGUAUAAGCUGCUCUUGAGUAAUCAUGUUUCAUUUGUGUUUACUGACACUCCUCACUUGCCUUACCUUUGCAAACACACUUACCCUAACAUUCACUAAUCCUUAUUCCCACACUCAGAUUUGCACAUCUCAUGUGACAUCGACACACACACACACCAAACUCCCCUUAUUCUCACACACACUCACACAGUGUGGCGUGACAGAGCUGGGACAUUUACUUGGCAUCGGUACCUUGGAACUGACUGGUUGUUUUAGCAUCUGGGUCAGUGACACACAUUUUUUUAUUGUCCAAAUCUAUUAAUUUAUUCAAAAAAUAUAUAUAAAAAAUACAUUUCAUACAUACAAUUACUUGAAUAUACCUCUUUUAUGAUAAACAAGUUUCUAAUAUAAAUAAUAAUAAUAAUAAUAAUAAUAAUAAUAAAAUGACAGGGUGAUACAAAUCCUGAUUUCAGAAUGAAGAAGAAAAACUCAUUAAAAGGAGUUCUUGAAAAGAAAUCAUUUUAUCUUUUAUUUUAUUCUUAGAAAAAAAUACUAUAAAUAUUUGAAAAACUAUUUGAAAAGAGUUCAUUUCCAAGAACAUGACACAUGCAUUUAAGGGUGUGUUCACACUUUUGGUCCAGACCAAAAAAGAAAAUGAUACAUUUAGUCCUGGUUCGCUGUCAUUUUUGACACCAAGCCUAAUGAUAUAAAAGAAAAGGCAUAAGGAUAAGGUCACAACCUGAUUGGACAGCUUUAUUUAUGCAUAUUCUGUGACAGAACUUUUUAUUUUUCCAAGCUGAGAACUCAUAAAGAGCUUAUAAAAUGUGUAACGGAGUCUAAACAGCAGCAGAAAUGAUUUCGAUGCCUGUACUGAACUCUAAUGGGCAAUGUAGCUCUUAUGAUGAGAGAACCCAAGUAUGCUUGAGCAUUCUAUACUUUAUAGGGUCACACCUUGUGACAUCACAUCUUGUUUUUAGUUUGUUUAUCUUUGGUCUGUGUUGUUGUGUUCAUAUUUUUAGUCUAAACGCAGUUUAGUUUGAAAGUUUGUUUGAAAGUAGACCGAGACCCUCUAAAAAUGUGGGUCUCGGUCCGCUUGUUUGGUGCGCACUAGGGUUCAGAUGUCAGCAUUCACACUUAAUCAAAUGAACCACACUAACCAUGCAAUCACACCAGAGUUCAUUGUAAUCAAACCAAACCUGCCAAGUGUGAAUGAACCCUUAAACAUUUUCCUUUAUCUUUGAACACUUCUAUUUGUCAUUGAGCAAGCUCCAUGUGUGCAGUAGUAUUUGAGCUUUAAAUUUUAUUCUGACCAUGUUAGAAUAGAAGAGAAUAGAAUACUCAAAAUUAUAUUGGCAAACUUACACACACACAUACACACAGUGUUGAGAAUGACUGGCCCCAAAAUCACCAGUGUGCCCUUCAGAGCACUUCACCUUGAGUUUUUCAAAGUGGACUGUCUGUUUUAGUUGGGAUGCAUUAUAAAGGCAUAGGAACUUACAACUGAAACUAAUUAAUAAUAAUUUAUGCUUCUCUAACAUUAUAUUAUUGAGAAACAAGCACAGAACGGACCCUUUCCUCGGUACAAGCAUAAUAGAAGAGUGUGUUUUAUACAUAUAUAGAUACUGGCUGGACAGCAGAUUUAAAAAAAAAUAUAUUCCAUACAAAAGCAAGUAUGGGAUAUUCCGCUUCACAAGCCCCUGUAAUCUCCCUCACCCCCUAGAUUUACAGCGUUCCCUUCCUCACAGAUUGACCCGGAUUAUCCCUGUAGAGAGAGUCAGUGCAGCUGGAGAUUAUUGUACAGCACUACACACAUUCAGAAACAUGAUGUGUCAUUCUACUUCCCGUUUCUGUUUAAUCAUGCAAACUCCUAAUUUUUCCUCUCUUAUAUAAAAAAUGUGACUGCUCCCUCUCUGUAUUCCAAAAUGUCAUUAUAUAUUCCUGUUUAUGUCCUUCAUACCAUUUUUAUCAAUCACAUGAUUAGGGUAAAAGGCCCAACACAUCACAUUGUGGCUGCCCAUCCACUGCUUCAGAAUAUUGAUAUAAAAUACUCCCUUUACUGAGUGCACUUGCCCUGGUGUUUGUUCAGACGCUUCUAUUGGAGGGUUAUAUUCCAAGUCUGUUUUCUACUUUUGUUCAACAGCUGUCUUGAAUUUGUAUCUAAAACUGUCUGCCAGUCCACUUUGCUGUAUAAUCCACUUCAUGUCUUUCUGUCAGCCAGACGUAGUUGCUUAAAGAGGAUGUUGAAGACUAGAUGAAGGCACAAGUCCCAGUUAACAAGUAAAUAUUAAAUCUAUAUGUUUGUAUAGCACAUGUAACCAAUGGCCUUAAUGAUUCAGAUACUGAAGCAUUCCCAAAGUUUUACAUACAGCUACUGUAGACUUGUAAUUUUAGACUUGUAUAGACUGUAAUUUUGUGGAAUGUAAGAUUAUUGAAUCAAAGAUGAAAAUGAUUAUAAAGCUGGGAUCUUGUUUUAAAAAAUUUUUGGAGCACCUGUUAUUGUCUUAACCUCUUUCUACACAUUUUCCUGUAAACCAGCUUGGUUUGUUUAUGCCCUUCUCACUUGCACUCUCAUCUCUUAUUAAGAAAUUUCCUCUUUGUUGUGUCAUGAGCAUAUACCUCUGUCUUUGUAAAUUUCUGUUAUGAGAGAUUGUAUUAUAUAGUGAUGAAUAAAUGUUUUGAAGCAUCA